UAAUAAAUAAAAAAAGCCAAAAUCGAAUUAUCCAACCGGUUGUUCUAAUAAUGAAGCUUCACCACCCUCCGCCUCAUCCGUGUCCGUCAUGGUCUUCAUCCAUUUCCUCAAUACUACCCAUAACCUGUUCGACAAAAUUCCCAAAACAAAACCAUGCAAAUUUUUCUUUUCGCAUCCAUUCCUUAAAGCGCUCUUCGAAGCCUUCUCAUAAAGAAGGGCUUCAGAAGGAUCCGAAGAAGGAUUUAUCACGCAUUCUCCGAACUGAAGCUGCUAUCAGAGGUGUAGAGAAUAAAGCCAAGUCGUGGAAGCAUAAACAGCUUUGGCCUAAGGCUGUUCUUGAAGCAUUAGAUGAUGCCAUCAAAGGGUGUCAGUGGCAGAAUGCCCUCAUGAUUUUUGAACUUCUUCGAAAUCAAUAUUGGUAUGAACCGAGAUGCGAAACUUAUAUGAAGCUGUUGAUGAUGCUUAGCAAGUGCAAGCAGCCUAAAGAGGCUAGUCAGCUAUAUGAGACCAUGUUGUUUGAAGGGCUUAAACCUAAUGUCAAGGUUUUAACUGCUCUUGUAAGUGCUUACGGUCAAAGUGGUCUUUUUCGUCAUGCAUUUUCUACUGUUGAAGAUAUGAAAUCAGUUGUUGAUUGCAAACCAGAUGUAUAUACAUAUUCUGUUCUUAUAAGUUGCUGUGCAAAGUUUCGUCGAUUUGAUUUAAUUGAACGCAUUCUUGUGGAUAUGUCAUAUUUGGGCAUUGGAUGUAACAGUGUGACAUAUAAUUCCAUAAUCGACGGGUAUGGCAAGGCUGGCAGGUUUGAGCAGAUGGAGAAUUCGUUGACAGAUAUGAUUGAAAAUGAAAACUGCCAACCAGAUGUUUUCACGCUGAAUUCUUUGAUAGGAUCAUAUGGAAAUGGUGGGAAAAUUGAUAAGAUGGAGCAGUGGUAUGAUGAAUUUCAGCUAAUGGGCAUAAAGCCAGACAUAAAGACAUUCAACAUGAUAAUAAAGUCGUAUGGCAAAGCAGGAAUGUACGAUAAAAUGAAGACUGUGGUGGAUUUCAUGGAACAGCGGUUUUUCACUCCGACGAUUGUAACAUAUAAUACUGUUAUUGAGGCUUAUGGCAAAGCCGGACAAAUUAAGGAGAUGGAUCAACACUUUAAGAAAAUGAAGCAUGUAGGAAUGAAACCUAAUUCUGUAACGUUUUGCUCGCUUGUCGAUGCCUAUAGCAAAGUUGGGCUUAUUGACAAAAUUGACUCAAUCUUGAGGCAUGUAGAAAAUUCUGAUGUCAUUUUGGAUACUCCCUUCUUUAAUUGCAUAAUUAGUGCCUAUGGUCAGGCUGGCAACUUAAAAAAGAUGGGCGAGUUAUUCUUGGCAAUGAGAGCAAGAAAAUGUGAGCCUGAUAGCUUCACCUUUGCUUGCAUGAUCCAGGCUUACAAUGCCCAAGGCAUGACUGAGGCUGCUAAAAAUUUGGAAAACAUGAUGAUUACUGCCAAAGAUAACUUAGAUACUAAGUUGAUUGGAUGCUAGCUCGGCCAAUUUUAAUAGCUGACUACAAAGUUCUAUUCGUCUAUUUCCACGGUGAUUCCAACCUGGAAAGUCUUGUGAACUAUAGCAGGUGCGUCAAAAGGGGGAGCUAUUGCAAGGUGUGGUAUUGUGUUGUGGGGUGAUAAGGGGACGUGAAUCUGCGGUUUCGUGAAGGGCUUACGGACGUGAAAUGCAUGUGGAGCUGAGCUUUGGGGAGUGUUUGAAGGCUUGAAAUUGGCUAGAGCUUGUGGCUUCGAUAAGGUGGAGCUUUAUGUUGAUUUUUGGGCUGUGACUACUACUUCCUCUUCGAAAGGCGGAAUGGCUACUGGUUUGAGUUUGGUUCAAAAUGUUAAACGGCUGUUGGAUUUAAAUUGGGAAUUCUAGAUUCGUCAUGCAUAUAAAGAAGCUAAUGCUUGUGCGGACGCUCUCACUUUGAUGUUAUAUGAGCAACGUUCAACUCAGAUUAGUAUUUGUUUUUAGAUGAUUUAGCUGGUCUUUCUACUCGCCGACUUGUUAAGCAGUAGUCUUUUUCUUUUGUUGGGGUUAGGGCCUCUUAUCCAAAAAAAAAAAAAUGGUGUCAUCGGGAUUCCAAACAUGCUCUAUGUUACUAAACAUUGAGUUUAUUUAUCACAAUCUGCAAAGUAGCAUCAACCAAACUCAAAGUGUCCUAUUGGUUCACGAGUACCUUAUGAUGAAAGAGAUCUGCUCAACCAAGUCAACCAAAUUGGUGAUACAUUCUUGUGGGGAGUAGUCCAAUUUUGUAUGAUGGUGUUGAUGUUUUACAUUCUAAACAAAGUCUACCCACCUUCCUUAUCUUAGCACUGCAAUCCUGCCCUGAUACUCUUGGGUUGCUGACUUACUGCCCCCAAUGACUACUCAUAAUCCCCCCUUCCCCCAGCCCUAAUAUUCUUGGGUUGCUGGCUUGUUGCCCCCAAAUUACUAAUUCUAACCCCCCCCCCCCCCCCCCCCCCCCCCCCCCCCACCCUAUUUUGGAAGUGUGCACCUAAAGUGCACAAAUUGUUCAGAAGCACACAUCAAGAAUUGACUAGUCAUAUUAGUUUAGUGGCUAAUGUUAUCAAUCAUUUUUUACAUCAAUGGUUUUUUAACACAUUGAGAAUGAUCAGAAAGAAUAGCUGGUUGAUAUCACUUAAAGAGAGAUGAAGAUGCUCUUAAAUCUUAUGAGAAAUACUUGUUGACAUAUUAUUUUUGUUGCUUUGCAUUGUUCUGUAUAUCACUUAGCACCUUUCAAUAGCUUUGUACAAAGUGGAGUUGGGAGAGAGCCAUUUGAAGGUAUUUGACAACAUAUGUUUAUCUAUAUCUUAUGAGAAACACUUUAAGAAAUACUUGAAGGUAUUUCAAUAGGGUUGUUUAUCAGUGACCUAUCUAAUAAUGACCAUGCAUUUCUUGUUCA
Trifolium pratense (red clover) is the source of this 2916-nucleotide messenger RNA. RefSeq names its product pentatricopeptide repeat-containing protein At3g53170. The coding region runs from base 51 to 1508 and encodes 485 amino acids. The transcript has 4 exons. Gene Ontology annotation, molecular function: mRNA binding; protein binding. Lineage: Eukaryota; Viridiplantae; Streptophyta; Magnoliopsida; Fabales; Fabaceae. The record is from RefSeq and is a predicted model, not a curated record.